AUGAGGAGCUCGUUCUUUCGCCAGUCCAGGAAAGAAGACAGUACAUUACAUCCUGCUGUUUUUUCAGAGUCAUCCAAAAUUGACGGUAAAAAGCAGCCUUCCUUGAUUUGGAAAGGGUUGGAAGAUGGAAAUGCGAGCUCAACCUGUGAUUUAGAUGAUGACGACUAUUUUGAGAGCGAUCAUUUUAUUUCUUCCAAUGAGAUUAGCUUGUCCGCACCUUCAAAAAUCCACUGGAAUGAUAAUAAGUGGAACAAAAUGCUUAAAUUCGGUGACGAUACAAAGAAAAUUGAUCCUGUUCAAUUUACUGCGGAAUCACCUAAAAUACUCACUUUACGAAACACAGCACAGAAAUCGCAUGCUAAUAAAUCUCUAACCUCUUUAGAUAGUUUCGAUCAUGUUGGACCUCAGUCUCCUCCAAAUGAUAUGUCGAUCCCUAAAAAAGCUCCAGCAUCACCAAUGCUUAAUUUUCUCAGCAAAAAACCAAACGGCUCAUAUAUGCAAUCACCUGACACACAUAAUGUGUCAACCAGCUCUGAAGAUACCAUUUAUUUCCAUCAAACUCCAAAAAUCUGUUCAGAUUAUACGGGGGAGGUAAACCUGAAAAAAAAAGUAUUAGAGUUAGAGAAAGAAAUAGAAAUUUACCAAAUGAGUCAAAAUUCUCUGACGGACGCACUGAAAAAAUAUCAGGUUAUAAAUGAAAAACUACAGGUUAAUAAUGACUCAUUACACGCACAGUUAAACCGCGAAAACCAAAACUACAUCAAGGCUAAUGAAAAUUAUCUAAAAUCUGAAGCUCUAGUCAAGCAUUUAGAGGAAAUAACAUGUGCAAAUCAAAACGAAAUAAAAUAUCUAGAAGAAAGAGCGAAAGCUAUCGCAAAGGAACUAGAAGAGGAAAAGUUAAACUAUUCCAAGGUUAAAGAAAUGCUUGAAGUCUGCGAAAAGAGUUUCCAUGAACUUAAAUUGAACGACGAAAAGAAUCAAAAGGCACUUGAUCUGGCACAUGUUCAAAUAAAGGAAAAAGAAGAGCAUCAAGAGGAGUUGAAACGGCAACUGAUAACUCUUAAUCAAGAAAAGGAGAAAAAUAUUUUGAAACAAAUCCAGCUUACUAACAAUAUAAAUGAUGUAACAAUACAAUUAGAAUACUCAAGACAGGAAAUCGGACAGCAGAAGUUAAGGGAAAAAUUUAUUCAAGAGCAAAACCAAAGAUUAGAAAAUGAGAAAAGUGAACUACUGAAGCAAAAUGAAAGUAUUAUGGAUGAACUGUUGUCUUUGAAAGAACGGUUGGAUGUGCAAUCUAAUGAAAUAAAACAGAAGCAAGAUGAUAUUGACAGCUUACGGGAGAUAAUUGAAAUUAAAAAUAUCGAGAACUCUAAAAGCAACAAGAAGGUGGAUAAGAAGCUUAAUGAAUCUCUGAAUCUUAUCGAAAAGCUUAGAGAACAAAUCAAGGAACUGAAUCAAGAAAAGAAGGAAAUUCUAAAAAAACAUACAAUGAAGGAGCAAGAAUUGAAGAAAUUAGAAGUGAAGGUGACAAAUCAAGAAAGAGAACUGAAAGAGGUAAAUGAUGAGAAGAAAGAACUCUAUGAAGAACUAAAGAGAAUGAAACAAGACCAAAUCGAACGAGAAACUACCUUAGCAGAGAAUAACAGGGAACUACUGAAACUGCGAUCUAUAGAAAAGGAAUAUCAGGAAUUCCAACAUCAAAUUUACGCAAACUCCCCCCCAGUCAGUACUCAGCUGCCGAAAGAAAUUCACGAAAAGGUGACUCAGACUCCCAAAUCACCAGCACUAUCAUUGAAACUGGAUAGUUUGAAAAUGAUCGAAACGCCUACUAAAACGCCGAAGAGUAUAUUGAAACAACCGGGUUCAGCAACAAAGCGCAGGAGAGUGUUUUUCGUUUACCCUGAUUAUGAAAGCAUAACGAACAGUCAAAAUGAACCAAGCUAUCAGAAUCAAGUAUUUGAAUCUCCAUUAUUUAAGAAAGUGAGUCCGUACACGAUGAACACACCUAAAAUUCAAAAUCUUCAAACGCUUGAGAAAAUGACUAAUAUUCGGAAAACACCACGAAAAUCUGGCCGCAAAAUCACAGAAGAAUGUCAAAAGGUGGAUACCGAAAAAUCUUGGUUUGAUUGUGAACAAAUUUUCGGUUACGGGGCAGAAGAUUAA
This is a messenger RNA of Schistosoma turkestanicum, 2163 nucleotides long. The record is from the annotation of a GenBank genome assembly. NCBI's taxonomy places the organism in Eukaryota, Metazoa, Platyhelminthes, Trematoda, Strigeidida, Schistosomatidae.